GUGAAAUUCAAAAUUUCAGAAAAUCCAAAAAAUUUCCUCUUUCAACCCAGUCACAGACUGCAAAACAAAAUGAUUCUCAAAAGUUCUUCAAAUUCGUUCCUCAGAAUCGUUGCUGUUGAGAGGGAUUUGAGCUCCACAAAGGCAUGUUCUUCAAUGCCAGUGCUCCCAAGCAUCUCAGCUCAAGCCUCUCUUCAACCCCAUGUAAACACCUCUUCCCCUUCAUUCUUAUUCGCCGCUGCUUUUCAUCUCCUCCCAAUCCUGUCGAAUCCGAUAACCUUGAAACAUUAGUUCAGCAUCCCCCGAAUUAUGACACCGGAAGGGAACCCCCGAUUUCUGAUAAACAGUUUAAAUUCGCCCCACGGCCAGGUUCGCACAAGCAGGGCGACUCCACCUUUUAUUCUCUCAUCGAGAAGUACGCCAACUCCGGGGACUUCACGUCCCUUGAAAAGGUUUUUGAUAGGAUGAAACACCAGAAUAUAGUCUUUGUAGAGAAGAGUUUCAUUCUAGUGUUUAUGGCUUGUGGUAAAGCGCGCUUGCCUGAUAAAGCUAUUCAACUCUUUGGAAGAAUGGUGGAUAAAUUUCACUGUAGAGGGGCUGUUAGGUCCUUUAACACUGUUCUUAAUGUGAUUAUACAGUCCGGGUCAUACUACCAGGCCUUGAAGUUUUAUCAUGAUUUUGUAGAUAAGAGAAGGUUUUUGAUGCCAGAUGUCUUGACUUUCAAUUUGGUUGUUAAAGCAAUGUGUAAUUUAGGUAUGGUAGACAGUGCAGUAGAGUUGUUCAGGGAAAUGCCUGGGUGGGAAUGCAACCCAGAUGUAUAUACGUAUAACACUUUGAUGGAUGGGCUGUGUAAGGCGAAUAGGAUUGAAGAAGCUGUGACUUUGUUGGAUGAAAUGCAAAUGGAGGGCUGUUCUCCCAGUCUAUAUACUUUUAACGUUUUGAUCAAUGGGUUUUGUAAGAAGGGUGAUUUAGAACGAGCUGCGAAGCUUGUAGACAAUAUGUUUCUCAAAGGCUGUGUUCCUAAUGAAGUGACAUACAACACGCUGAUACACGGUUUGUGUCUCAAAGGGGAGAUGGAGAAGGCAAUUAGUUUGCUUCAUAGGAUGACUUCUAUCAAACAUGUACCUGAUGAUGUAACAUAUGGAACCAUCAUUGUUGGUCUUGUCAAGCAAGGGAAAGUCACCGAAGGUGACUACAUUUUGAAAGCAAUGGAGGAAAAGGGAUACCCUGUGAGCGCAUAUGCCUACUCUUCGUUAAUUAGCGGGUUUUUCAAGGAGGGGAAAUCUAAAGAGGCGUUGAAAAUAUGGAAGGAAAUGGUCGAUAAGGGGAUAAGGAAACCUGACACGGUUGUUUGUUCUGCUCUUAUAGAUGGCUUGUGCAGGGAAGGUAGACCUGAUGAAGCAAGGGAGAUACUUUUGCAUAUGAUUAAUAUGGAUUGCAUGCCAAAUGCUUUUAUAUAUAGCUCCCUGGUGAAGGGUUUUUUCAAAACGGGUAAAAGCAACGAGGCCUUGCGCGUGUGGAAAGAUAUGGUGGAUCGGAAUGUUGUACCUGAUGAAGUUUGUUACAGCGUAUUAAUCCACGGAUUGUGCAAGGAUGGUAAACUGAGAGAUGCUUUGAUGGUAUGGAAGAAGAUGAUGAGCAUUGGUCAGAAACCCGAAGUAGUGGCAUACACUUCUAUGAUAUACGUGCUAUGCAAUUCCGGGUCAAUCAGACAAGGACUUAAACUUUUCCAUGAGAGUGGAGAAUCUAGAAGUCAACCUAAUGUGGUUACAUACAACAUACUUUUUAAUGCUUUAUGCAAGCAGGAUAUGGUUUCACACGCCAUUGAUCUUUUGAAUAACAUGUUGGAUCGAGGGUGUGACCCCGAUUUGGUUACAUGUAACAUUUUCUUGAAAAGUAUGAAUGCGAAGUUGGAUCCACCCAAACGCGGGAGAGAGUUUUUGGAUGAGCUAGUGGUACGCUUACACAAGAGGCAGAGAAUUCUUGGGGCCUCAAAUAUUAUAGAAGUCAUGCUUCAAAAGGCUUUAUACCCUAAAUUAUCCACUUUGGAUAAAGUGGUCAGAGAACUAUUGAAAGAAAACAAGGUUUCACUAGCCAUCGACAAGUGCUGGAAUGACCUGUUCCUUUGACUACUCUAUGGGGUCAGAUGACUUAUUUUCUGGCAGCUUUCUAUAAAUGUUACACCGAGUUACCUUUUUAAAAUUAAUACUGGAAUGACAAUCAGAAUCGGUGAAGAUGGGCGGCAAUGGUGGAUGGAUUGGGUUCUGAAGGAAGAAGUUGCAGAUUGGAAGUGAAGGAUGAAUUGGGUUGUAAUGGUGAAGUGGAUGUAGAGGUCAGCGAAGUGAAAUUCGGGGGAAGAUGAGUGAGGGAAGAAAAGAAAGGGAGGCUGUUGCUGGCUGCUACCCGAAAAAUAAAAUAGGGAAAUACUCCCUAAUAUAUUAGGAAUUACUCCUAUAUUUUACUGCUAUUGACUUGUAUGACUACAUAGUCACUGUAAGUGCCGUCAUGGUCAAUGCAAAUUGGAACUACAUCAUGGUCACCAUGAAAGUAUAAGUAUAUAACAAUGGUCACUAGUCAUUACAUAUUUAAAGUAA
Molecule: messenger RNA, 2591 nt
Organism: Cuscuta epithymum
Lineage: Eukaryota; Viridiplantae; Streptophyta; Magnoliopsida; Solanales; Convolvulaceae
Source: the annotation of a GenBank genome assembly